AUGGGAAGACCUCCUUGCUGUGAUAAGUCCAAUGUAAAAAGGGGCCUUUGGACUCCAGAGGAAGAUGCUAAAAUGCUUGCUUAUGUAUCCAAUCAUGGAAUUGGAAAUUGGACAUUGGUUCCAAAGAAAGCAGGACUGAACAGAUGCGGCAAGAGUUGCAGGCUAAGAUGGACUAACUACCUAAGACCUGAUCUCAAGCAUGAUGGUUUUACUCCCCAAGAAGAAGAGCUCAUAAUUAAUCUUCAUGGAGCUAUAGGCAGCAGGUGGUCUUUAAUUGCAAAAAGAUUACCUGGGAGAACAGACAAUGAUGUCAAAAACUACUGGAACACAAAACUGAGGAAGAAGCUUAUGAAGAUGGGAAUUGAUCCAGUAACCCAUAAGCCAGUGUCACAGGUUCUCUCUGACUAUGGAACCGUUAGUGGACUACCAAGCACAGAAAACCAAAUGAGUUUUGUCAACAAGGAGGACUUGAUGAGCAACAUGUCAAUGGUGGAGCACACAGAAGAGGAUCAAGCUCACUCUUGGGAACAUCAGGUUCAGUACCAAGUCAUGAACCCAGAGAAUGUGCAACCACAUGUGUUUAGUGAAGCUGCGUCCUCAAGCUCAUCUUCAUCUUCCUCUAACCUCACGCAAUUAUGCUCGCCGCCACAAUCCUAUUCUUGCCAAACUUCUCAGACUCAAAUCAUUGCCCCUCCUUGUUCUUCCUUUGAUUGGAGUGAGUUUCUUCAGUGUGAUCCAUUUGUGUGGUCAGAGUUUCAGCAGCUGCAACAGUGUGAGUUGGAGAAGGUUAUGUCAUCAUUGAGUUCCACUGGUCAAAUUGAAAAUGGAGUUGAACCUUCCAAUAAUGUUAAUUCCAAUAGCAAUGGCCAAGACAAGCAAGGUGCUGCAGGGGAGGGUUAUGGGGCUGUUGCUUGUGAAGGCCAUUCAUCUUCAGGGAAUUCAUUUGUGGAUGGUAUUUUGGACAGGGAUAGUGAGAUAAGAGCAGCAUUCCCAGAACUUUUGGAUGCUUCUUUUGAUUACUAAGUGCUUGUAUCACACAGUUUGCUAUUUCCGAAUGAUCUUCAG
Molecule: messenger RNA, 1065 nt
Organism: Lotus japonicus
Lineage: Eukaryota; Viridiplantae; Streptophyta; Magnoliopsida; Fabales; Fabaceae
Product: transcription factor MYB35
Exons: 3
Coding region: 1-1023 (340 amino acids)
Source: RefSeq, a predicted model, not a curated record